AUGCCGGCGGGAGGGUUUGCGGUGGCGCCGGUGGCUGGUGAUGGGGCGGAGGCCAAGCUUACUCCCACUGUUAUCAUUUCGUGCAUAAUGGCCGCCACCGGUGGCCUUAUGUUCGGUUAUGAUGUGGGUAUUUCAGGGGGGGUUACAUCAAUGCCGUCUUUUCUGAAAGAAUUCUUCCCUGUCGUGUACAACAGGACACAGGAACCAGGACUCAACAGCAACUACUGCAAGUACGAUAACCAAGGCCUGCAGUUGUUCACGUCGUCGCUGUACCUCGCCGCUUUAACGGCGACUCUUUUUGCGUCCAUCACUACCAGAAAGCUAGGCCGAAAACUAACGAUGUUGAUCGCUGGUGUUUUCUUCAUAAUUGGAACUAUCCUCAAUGCAGCAGCCCAAGGCCUGAGCAUGCUCAUUGCUGGCAGGCUAUUACUUGGAUGUGGUGUUGGUUUCGCCAAUCAGGCUGUGCCAGUCUUCCUGUCGGAGAUUGCACCCGCGAGAAUUCGAGGAGCUCUUAACAUAUUGUUCCAGCUCAAUGUCACCAUUGGCAUUCUUUUUGCAAACCUCAUCAAUUAUGGCACCGCCAAGAUCAAAGGGGGAUGGGGCUGGAGGCUAUCGUUGGGUUUGGCAGGCAUUCCAGCACUUCUCCUUACCUUUGGGGCCCUCUUAGUGUCUGAGACUCCUAACAGCUUGAUUGAGCGUGGACACCUCGAAAAAGGAAAAGCUGUGCUUAAGAAGAUCCGGGGCGUCGAAAAUGUUGAACCAGAGUUUUCGGAGCUCGUUGAAGCAAGCCGCGUGGCCAAAGAAGUAAAGCACCCCUUCAGAAAUAUCAUGAUGAGGCACAAUCGCCCUCAACUCGUCAUAGCAAUAUUCAUGCAGAUCUUCCAACAAUUCACUGGCAUCAAUGCAAUCAUGUUUUACGCUCCUGUUCUGUUCAACACCUUGGGAUUUGGGAGCGACGCUUCGCUUUACUCAGCCGUUAUAACCGGAGCAGUCAAUGUCCUCUCCACCGUUGUAUCCAUCUACUCCGUCGACAAAAUCGGUCGGCGCAUGCUGUUGCUAGAAGCCGGCGUCCAGAUGUUCCUGUCUCAGACGUUCAUCGGCGUGGUUCUAGGACUUACGGUUCAAGAUCACUCCGACAACCUCACAAGAGGGUAUGCAGUCCUCGUUGUUGUUCUUGUCUGCAUGUUCGUGUCUUCCUUUGCAUGGUCUUGGGGGCCUCUCGGGUGGCUGAUCCCCAGCGAGACAUUCCCUCUGGAGACGCGUUCGGCUGGGCAGAGUAUUACUGUCUGUGUCAACAUGCUCUUCACAUUCGUCAUAGCGCAGUCGUUCCUCUCCAUGCUCUGCCAUUUCAAGUUCGGCAUCUUCUUGUUCUUCUCCUCUUGGGUGCUUGUCAUGUCGGUGUUCGUCACGUUUCUGCUUCCGGAGACCAAGAAUGUCCCCAUUGAAGAGAUGACAGAGAGAGUGUGGAAGCAGCAUUGGUUCUGGAAGAGAUUCAUGGAUAACUCUGAGGAGAAAAAUGGCGCGUCAAACUUGAAAAUCUGA
Molecule: messenger RNA, 1542 nt
Organism: Corylus avellana
Lineage: Eukaryota; Viridiplantae; Streptophyta; Magnoliopsida; Fagales; Betulaceae
Product: sugar transport protein 13-like
Biological process (GO): monosaccharide transmembrane transport
Cellular component (GO): membrane
Molecular function (GO): monosaccharide transmembrane transporter activity
Source: RefSeq, a predicted model, not a curated record